AUGUUACCUACUCCAUCAAGAUCUCAUUACACCUUCAACUUGAGAGACUUGUCCAAAGUUUUCCAAGGUAUUCUUCAAUGCAACCCAAAGAAGAUUGUCAACCUUGAAGAUAUUUUGAAAUUAUGGACUCAUGAAAGCUCUAGAGUUUUCAAAGAUCGUUUAGUUGACAAUCAAGACAGAAAGAAAUUUGAAGAAAUCCAAGAAACUUUGCUUUCUAAAUAUUUCCCACAGGUGGACUCUAAAAGCAUUGUCAAAGAAAGAAUUAUCUAUUCUGAUAUUCUAAGUCAUGGAUCAGAGGUUAGAACUUAUGACUUUGUGCCUGACCAUCACGAAUUAUUUAAGGUUGUAAAUGAACAGUUAGAAUAUUACAACAAUAUGAACAGUGACAAGAAGAUGGAUUUAGUUUUAUUUUUGGAUGCUAUUGAGCAUAUUUGCAGAAUUGGAAGAAUUAUUAGACAACCUGGUGGAAAUGCUCUUUUACUCGGUGUAGGAGGAAGCGGUAGACAAAGUUUGACAAAGCUUGCAUGUGCCAUUGCAGAAUAUGAUUUGAUGCAGCUUGAAAUUAGAAAGUCUUUCAGUCUCAAAGAUUGGAAAGAAUUCCUUAAAUCUUUGCUGUUCAACGCUGGUAAAAAGCAUGGAAAGGGAGAGAAUACAGUAUUCUUGAUUGCUGAUACACAGCUUAUUUAUGAGUCAUUCCUGGAAGAUAUUAAUAACUUGCUGAACAGCGGUGAAGUUCCUAAUUUAUUUGAAACUCCUGAUUUAGAUGAAAUUUAUACAGCUAUGAAACCAAUUUGUGCUCUUGAAAAGCUGCCAGCAACACCUCUGUCUUGGUAUAACAGAUUUAUCAAGAGUGUAAAAGAUAACUUGCAUAUUGUGUUGGCAAUGAGUCCAAUUGGUGAAACAUUUAGAAGCAGGCUAAGAAUGUUUCCAUCAUUGGUCAAUUGUUGCACAAUUGAUUGGUUUAGUGAAUGGCCAAAAGAUGCCUUGCUAAGUGUCGCAAAUGAAAAACUUGCUAACCUUAAACUCAUUUCUGUUUCGGAGCAUGACUCUCAAGAACAUCAAGAUGAACUAAGAGAACAAGAGGAACAAUUGAAGGAAAAAGUCAAUCAAAUGUUUGUUUUCAUCCAUCAAUCUGUUGAAAAAGGCUCAAUUGAUUAUUUAAGACAAGCUGGAAGAACAAACUACGUCACUCCUACCAGUUAUUUAGAACUUCUCACUUCCUUUAAUAACAUUAUGGAUGUUAACAGAAAGAAUCUCGAGAAAGAAAAACGAAAUUUACAGAUAGGACUUAAAAUUUUGAAAGAAACAGAAGAAUAUGUUCACAAGCUUCAGGAAGAUUUGAAAGUCAAAAGACCACAGCUGGAUAGAACAAGAAUUGAAAUUGAAAAGAACAUGGAAACUUUGAAUAUUGAAAGAGAAGAGGCGCAAAAAACUCAGGAGAUUGCAAAGGUUGAGGAUGCAGAAGCCAAACAAAUUGAAAGCGAGGCAAAAAGCAUGAAACAAUCUGCAGAGGAAGAAUUGAGUCAGGUUGAACCUCUAUUAGAAAAGGCUGUAGAAACUGUCAAGAACAUCAAAGUCAAUCAAAUUCGUGAAGUUGCUAACUACAAAGUUCCUCCAGCGGGUGCUCUUAAAGUUCUAGAGGCAGUUUUAAUUAUGUUUGGAGAAACUCAGGGUGUCAAGAAGGUUAAAGAUGGUGUGACAUAUUAUGAUUGGUGGGAAAGCGCUAAAACGUAUCUCAACAACGCCACCAAACUUAAAGAUGAUAUGAUUGGAUAUGACAAGGAAAACAUUCAAGAAGCUAUUAUCAGAAGAAUCACAAAAUACUACAAUGAUCCUGAAUUCCAAGUGGCCAGAGUGAAGGAAAUUUCGUUGGCUCUUGUAGCUAUGUGCCAAUGGGUGAGAGCAAUGUAUGACUUUUAUUGGGUAAAUAAGGAAGUCGAACCAAAGAGACAAAAGGCAAGAGAAGCAGAAGCACAAUGGGCCGUUGCAAGACAAAAAGCAGAUGAAUCCAACAGAAAACUUGCCGAAGUGAUUAAAAAGCUUCAAGAGCUUGAAGAUGCCAAUGCUAGAGCUCUAAAAGAAAAGGAAGAGUUAGAAACAAUGAUUGAUAUUUGCGAGAAAAAGCUUGAACGUGCUUCCAAGCUUCUUGAUGGACUUUCCGAUGAAAAAGUAAGAUGGCAAGAAAUGCUCGAAAACUAUGAACGCCAACAAAAGGAUAUGUUGGGUAACAUGAUUAUCAACGCUGGUACCGUUGCAUAUUUGGGAGCUUUCACUAAACCAUUCAGAGAAAGACUUGUGAAAGAAUGGAUCAAAGAACUUGCAAAACAAAACAUUCCAUUUACUGAGAAUACAGAUGUUUAUCACUCAUUGGGAGAUCCAAUUGCCAUUAGAAUUUGGAAUCAGUAUGGAUUACCUUCAGACAAGCUUUCCAUUGAAAAUGCUAUCAUUUUGAAUAAUUCUCGAAGAUGGCCUCUCAUGAUUGAUCCUCAGCUGCAAGCUGCCAAUUGGAUUAAAAACAUGGAGAAGGAAAAGGGUCUAAAAGUAUUGAGUAUGACAAAGAAGGAUUACCUAAGUGAACUGGUUAGAGCUGUACAAUUUGGUAAUCCUGUUUUGAUUGAAAAUGUCGGAGAAGAUUUGGAUCCUGCAAUUGAACCAAUUUUAUUGAAGCAAACAUUUGGUACACCAGGCAACCUUUACAUUAAGAUUGGUGAAGAAACGAUACCAUACAGCAAUGACUUUAGACUGUAUAUGUGUACAAAGAUCAGAAAUCCAAAGUACACACCAGAGACAUGUGUAAAGGUAACAUUACUCAACUUUUUCAUUACUCCUCAAGGUUUAGAAGACCAAUUACUUGCAGAAGUUGUAAAAAUGGAAAGACCAGAAUUGCAGCGCCUCAAAACAGAUCUUAUGCAGAAAAAUUCAAAGAUGAGAAAAGACUUGAAGGAGCUACAACAAAAUAUUCUAAAAAUGCUUUCCGAAAACACUGGAGAUAUUCUUGAAAAUGAAAAGUUAAUUAAUGCAUUGGGUGAGUCAAAGAUUGCAAGUAAGUCUAUCCAAGAAAAAGUCGAGGAAGCAGAAACCACAGAAAGAGAAAUCGAUGUCACUCGUAACAAGUAUAGGCCUGUUGCAGAAAGAGGAUCAUUGCUCUUCUUCUGCGCUUCAGACAUGACUAACGUUGAUCCCAUGUAUCAAUAUUCGUUGCAAUGGUUUAUUCAACUUUACAAGCAGGUCAUUGAAACAAGCGAACAAAAUGAUGACUUGAAUGUUCGUUUGCAGACCCUUAUCUACAACCAUACUUUGUCCUUAUACAAUAACGUUUGUCAGUCACUGUUCGAAAAAGAUAAGCUCCUGUUCUCAUUCGUACUUUGCAUUAGAAUUAUGCAAGGAAGAAAUGAGAUUGAUGAACAUGAAUGGAGACAUUUCUUGACAGGAGGUAUUAAGACGGAUGAAGAUGAAAAAGAUAUUGCAAGAAAACCAACUGGAGCCACCUGGGUAACUGAUAAUUGUUGGAGCGAUGUUGUCCUAUUGAACAAACUUCAUACAUUUACGGGAUUUUUGGAAUCAUUUAUUCAAAAUAUUAAUGAGUUUAAGGCAUUCUUUGAAGAUUCUAAACCAAACAUGCUACCAAUCCCAGCAGGAUGGAAUGACAAACUUACAGAUUUCCAAAGAAUCAUGGCACUCAAAGUUAUAAGACCAGAUAAGGUGAUUGAAAGCAUACAGGCAUUUGUAGAGAAAAAAUUAGAUAAGAACUUUGUCACUCCUCCUCGUUUCGAUUUAAGCCGAUCCUUCAAAGAUUCUAAUUGUGUAACACCACUGAUUUUCAUUUUGUCUCAAGGCGCAGAUCCAAAGUCUGAGCUCAACAAAUUUGCCGAACAUAUGCGAGUAAGACAGUUGUUGAGUGUUUCGCUUGGUUCUGGAACAGAGAAUGCUGCCAAACAAGCCGUCAAGGAUGCCAUUCAAAAUGGAAGUUGGGUUAUUUUGCAAAAUUGUCACUUAGCUCUUGGAUUUAUGCCAAUGUUAGAACAAAUUGUUGAGGGAUUCUCAAUUGAACAAAAUCAUGCAGACUUUAGAUUAUGGCUAACGAGUAUGCCAACACCAAAGUUUCCUGUAUCUGUUCUACAAAACAGUGUCAAGAUGACGUUGGAACCUCCUAAAGGUUUGGCAACCAAUCUGAAGGGAUCCUUCGAUAACUACAGUGAUGACUUUAUGCAACAUCCAACAAAGCCAAUGGAAUUCAAAAAGCUUUUGUUCUCUCUCACAUUCUUCCAUGCUGUUAUUCAAGAACGUAGAAAGUUUGGUCCUUUAGGAUGGAAUAUAUUCUACGAAUUCACUAAUGGUGACUUGGAUGUUUGUAUCAAGCAACUAAGGAUAUUCCUCGAAAAGUACGAUGAAAUUCCAUACAAGGUGAUAAAGUUUUUAACUGGUCAAAUCAAUUAUGGUGGACGUGUCACUGAUGACUGGGACAGAAGAUAUUUAAUGACAAUGAUUGAAGAUUUCAUUACACCAAAGGUUCUCAAAGAUGGUUACAGAUUCACUGAAUCUCUCAAUGAAUAUCAGUCUAUUCCAGCAAGAGAAUAUGCCAGCUACAAACAAUAUUUGGAUACUCUUCCAAACGUUUCCCAUCCAGAGAUAUUUGGCUUGCAUGAAAAUGCUGAAAUUACAUACAAUACUUCAGAAUUAGCCAAUGUGACUGAAACAAUUCUUGCUAUAGAAGGAAGUGGUGGAAAAGUAUCUGAUGAUAAGGACAUGGUUGUCAGCACCAUUGCAAAUGAUAUUCUCAGUAAGCUUCCACAAACAUUCGAUGCUGAGCAUGUCAACAAAAAGUAUCCAACGGAUUACAAUGAAAGUAUGAAUACUGUGAUCACUCAAGAGGUGACAAGAUAUAACAAGCUUCUCAAAGAUGUUAGAGAGUCUUUACAAAAUGUUCUUAAAGCACUCAAAGGACAGGUAGUCAUGUCCGCUCAGUUAGAAGGUGUUGCGAACUCAUUGUACAACAAUUAUGUUCCUGAUUUAUGGUCGAAAGCUUAUCCAUCCAUGAUGCCUUUGAGUGAAUGGGUUCUUGACUUCCUCAAGCGUUUAGAUUUCAUUCGAGACUGGAUUGAGAAUGGAAUUCCAAAUGUUUUUUGGAUUAAUGGAUUUUUCUUCCCACAAGGUUUCCUUACUGGCCAAUUACAAAACUAUGCAAGAAAGUAUCAAAUUGCAAUCGAUCAAAUUUCCUUCUCUUUCAAGGUAUUAACCAAGGAAGAAGAAGAGCAAGCCAGACGCAAGAAGCCAGAAGAUGGAUGUUAUAUUAAGGGCCUCUACAUGGAAGGAGCAAGAUGGGACAGAGAAAAUGAAUGUGUUGCUGAAUCAAAUCCAAAAGAAUUGUAUUCUGAAAUGCCUAUCAUUUGGUUUAAACCAGUGGCAAACAAGCAAAUUCAAAAAGAAGGAUAUUAUGAAUGUCCAGUCUACAAGACUCUCAGAAGAGCAGGUACACUCAGUACCACAGGUCACUCGACCAAUUUUGUUCUUUCGAUUGAUUUACCAUCGAAGAAACCUGGAGAACAUUGGAUCAAGAGAGGUGUCGCUUUGAUAUGUGCUUUGAAAUAUGUGACGAACUAA
Molecule: messenger RNA, 5601 nt
Organism: Naegleria fowleri
Lineage: Eukaryota; Heterolobosea; Eutetramitea; Acrasida; Naegleriidae
Exons: 1
Coding region: 1-5601 (1866 amino acids)
Biological process (GO): microtubule-based movement
Cellular component (GO): dynein complex
Molecular function (GO): dynein intermediate chain binding; dynein light intermediate chain binding; minus-end-directed microtubule motor activity
Source: RefSeq, a predicted model, not a curated record